AUGAUUAAUUAUCGACAUAUCCAAAAUUCAGACACUCGGCCCGAAUCCUUAAUACAGGAUUAUGCAGUGACAAUUGACUCGGGUCAUCUGAGAAUUCUUCCAGUACUUGAGGGUGCGGGCGGGAAUGAGCCCGACAUGAUGGACUGGAACCUAACCCUAUGGUUGGUGAUCUCUUGCCCAUAUUCGCGACAAUUGGGGACAGUGAAGCUGCUUCCUGCGCACACACCCGUCGAAGUGUUGUAUGCCAAGUGCAGGUCAUUGAAGGAAGCGAACGAAUGGGAUUGUAGCUGA
Botrytis fragariae is the source of this 291-nucleotide messenger RNA. RefSeq lists its product as uncharacterized. The coding region runs from base 1 to 291 and encodes 96 amino acids. NCBI's taxonomy places the organism in Eukaryota, Fungi, Ascomycota, Leotiomycetes, Helotiales, Sclerotiniaceae. The record is from RefSeq and is a predicted model, not a curated record. The transcript is spliced from 2 exons.